Actinia tenebrosa (Australian red waratah sea anemone) is the source of this 1188-nucleotide messenger RNA. RefSeq names its product chymotrypsin-like elastase family member 2A. The record is from RefSeq and is a predicted model, not a curated record. Gene Ontology annotation, molecular function: serine-type endopeptidase activity. Lineage: Eukaryota; Metazoa; Cnidaria; Anthozoa; Actiniaria; Actiniidae. Gene Ontology annotation, biological process: proteolysis.
AUGAAUCAUCGUAUAAAGACCGAGCUAUAGAUCGUAUUACUGACAUCGUGCAGGACAUUCAUAUAUCAAGUUUGUUUGACGAAGAAGACAGUUUGAGAUGUAUAUGUGGAUAGCUCUGCUCCUCGUCUUGCCUGCCUUCACUGAAGGAUUAGGAUGCGGGAAACGUCCCGCAGGAUCCCGUGUGAUCAAUGGUCAGAAUGCCGCACCCCAUUCAUGGCCUUGGCAGAUUUCUCUUCGUGUUGGUGGGAGACAUAUUUGUGGUGGUACACUGAUCAAACCUGACUGGGUUCUUACCGCGGCUCAUUGUGUUAACAAGAACCCAGACCCCGUUAGAUACACAGUAGUUGUAGGAUCGCAUUUACGAAGUUCAACCACGGAUGUACAAGAGAAGUUUAAGCUCAAACAAGUCAUAAAACACUCAGGCUUCAACACAAAACUAGAAAAUGACAUCGCUCUUUUGCAGCUCGAGAGACCAGCCACGCUGAGUGAUAAGGUGAACGUUGCUUGUCUUCCAACAGCAGAAGCAGUUGUUGAUGCCAAAUGCUACAUCACAGGAUGGGGUCGUAUGGCUAACGGAGCUUCAGCUAACGUCCUACAACAGGCUGUUCUACCCGUAGUUUCAUACGAGACCUGCAGAAAGAUCUGGCGAAUAAGACGAGGACCUCAUUUGUGUGCUGGUGAGGGACGAGACGGGGCGUCUGGUGGAUGUAAUGGUGACAGCGGCGGGCCCUUCGUCUGCGAGGAAGGAGGACGAUGGGUGGUACACGGAGCUGUUAGUUUUGGAAUGAAGUGGUGUCCUACAACACAUUACACUGUGUUUGCUAGAGUAUCUAGCUACCUGGACUGGAUUAACAGCAACAUUGCAGGAACUCCUCUACCUCCAUCGCCACCACCACCACCAACUGCAGGAUCGCCACCACCACCUCCUCCGCCAACUGCAGGAUCACCACCUCCCCCUCCACCACCAACUGCAUCUCCACCAGGAGGCUGUUCAGAUUUAUGGGGUUCUAAAGUUUGUACGUUUUACAAAAAUCGCUGCAGCUCACAAUCGUUUGUUCAGAAAGCCUGUAGAAAGACGUGCAAUCUUUGCUAAAAGUCCAGUCCUGAGUAAGACGGCGUCUCUAUGGUAACAAGGGAACACUGUAUUUUCACCCAUGAAGUAAAAUCAUUAAAAUGUUUAUCUUGAUA